Echinostoma caproni is the source of this 450-nucleotide messenger RNA. The record is from the annotation of a GenBank genome assembly. NCBI's taxonomy places the organism in Eukaryota, Metazoa, Platyhelminthes, Trematoda, Plagiorchiida, Echinostomatidae.
AUGUUUGGACUCCCCGAUACGCACCACCGCGAAGUACAACCAACUUUCGCCGACCCGGAUGCUGAACUUGGCGGGGCCGACGUGACCAACGAAGGCUUUAGAGUGGAACCAGAAGAGCUCUCUGCCUCCUCCGAUGAGGACACUUUACUCAUGCGGGAAAUCCCCAUACUACAUGAGGUGGCUGAAACCAGCGACUGGGCUAGCACUCAGAUAGCGCUAGAACCGGCUCCAGUCGCCCUUCACCUGCAAGGUUCGAUUAUAAACGAACUGCGUGGAAAAGUCUCGGGACUAGAUAACGACUUAAGUCACCUGACAGGGUUAUUGAAGGAUAACUUCCCAGCAUGUGCUGCCGCAGGCCAGGCGAUCGCGCUAUCGAAGCAACAGGUAUUCGACACUGCACCCAAACUAGAAUCAGCGGCCAUCAGCGCCAAAUGGAUUAUAAUCUGGGGU